CCUGCUUGUACUUACGCUGCAGCAGAUGCCUCAUCACAAGCAACCGUUUCAGAGAUUAACUUUGCUAUAAAGAAGCCAUAUAUCGCAACUUUUCUCUCACCUUUGGUUUAGUGUGCAGUCAUGACAACACUGGAUGAUAAGAUACUAGGAGAGAAGCUGCAGUAUUACUACAGCAGCAGUGAAGAUGAGGAGAGUGACCACGAGGAAGAGGAGAACGCUUCCAAAACCAUCCGCGACCAGGAAGUGCUGGACGUGGAAAUCGACUACAGUGCAGAUGGCAGUUCGGUCAACACUGGUCCAAAGGGUGUGAUUAAUGAUUGGCGGAAAUAUAAGCAGCUGGAGAAUGAGCAGCGUGUGGAACAGCAGAAAGAGAUGGAGCGACUCAUCAAGAAACUCAGUAUGACCUGCAAAUCACACCUGGAUGAAGAGGCCGAUAAACAGAAAGAGAAAGAUCUGCAAGACAAGAUCGCAGGCAAAAUGCCCCUUCAUGUGGAUGAAGAAGAUGAGGAUGAUGAUGAUGACGAGGCCUUCCUCCAGCAGUACCGUCUGCAGCGUAUGGAGGAGAUGAGGCGACAACUCUGUGGGGGGAGGCGCUUUGAGAAGGUGAUUGACAUCUCCUCUGGGGAGGAGUUUCUGGACGCCAUCGACGAAGAGGGCAAGAACACUCUGGUGGUGGUCCACAUCUAUGAGCCGGAGGUACCCGCCUGCCAGGCCAUGGAGGGCAGCCUGCUCUGCCUGGCUCUACAAUAUCCAAUGGUGAAGUUCUGUCGGGUCAGGGGCUCUGCGGUGGGCACCAGCGCUCUGUUCCGCAGCUCAGCUCUGCCAGCCCUGCUGCUGUACCGCGGAGGGGAGCUGGUGGGCAAUUUGGUGCGUGUGUCUGAUCAGCUUGGCGAUGAUUUCUAUGCCACAGACGUCGAAGCGCUGCUGCAGGAAUUCGGCCUGCUUCCAGAGAAAUACACACAGCCAAACAUGCACUCGUCUAUUCGAAACGCAGCUGUCCCUCACCCCAGUGACUCAGACAGCGACCUGGAUAUAGACUAAAUGCGACGAUACAACUGUUUAUAUACACACACACACACACACACACACACACACAUACAUACAUAUAUAUGAUUCAGACCCAAUACAGUGACCAAAACAAAGUGGUUGCAAAUGCACAUUUGAAUUCCAAGAUCCACACUACUGUAAACUUUUUUUUUUUUCCUCCCCUUUUUCUCCCCAAUUUGGAAUGCCCAAUUCCCAGUGCGCUCAAAGUCCUCGUGGUGGCGUAGUAACUCGCCUCAAUCUGGGUGGCGGAGGAUGAAUCUCAGUUGCAUCCGCACAUCUUAUCACGUGGCUUGUUGAGCGCGUUACCACGGAGACAUAGCGCGUGUGGAGGCUUCACGCUAUUCUCCGUGGCAUCCACGCACAACUCACCACACGCCCCACCGAGAGCGAACCACAUUUUAGUGACCACGAGGAGGUUACCCCAUGUGACUCUACCCUCCCUAGCAACCGGGCCAAUUUGGUUGCUUAGGAGACCUGGCUGGAGUCACUCAGCACACCCUAGAUUCGAACUCGCGACUCCAGGGGUGGUAGUCAGCAUCUUUACUUGCUGAGCUACCCAGGCUCCCCGUAAACAUUUGAUCUUUAUAAAAACGUUACGCCUCACAGAUCAUGAUUAAUGGACCAAAAGAAUAGACCUGAUGUAUGUGCGUGUGUUAUUUCAGAAAACUCCAGAAUCGGGAGUGUUUCUCUAUGCAAACAAAAAUGCAAAGGCCUUGUGAGUACCCUGCAUUGAUGUUUCACUAUUUAUUCUAGUUUUAGAAUUAUGUGUUUGUUUAUUUGUGUUUACUCUACUCUUAGUUUGCUUUACCCUCUGUUAGUUUUAUAAAUUUUAUAAACAUAUCCAUAAAGAUGAAUGCAAAAAUAAAAACAAAAAUAAAAACCCAAUUCUGAUUU
Messenger RNA from Myxocyprinus asiaticus (Chinese sucker), 1941 nucleotides. RefSeq names its product phosducin-like protein. NCBI's taxonomy places the organism in Eukaryota, Metazoa, Chordata, Actinopteri, Cypriniformes, Catostomidae. The record is from RefSeq and is a predicted model, not a curated record. Bases 121 to 1041 code for a protein of 306 amino acids. The transcript has 5 exons. Gene Ontology annotation, biological process: regulation of G protein-coupled receptor signaling pathway.